UGUUUUCGGAUCAGUGCGGCAGCGAACGCCCGACGAGAAGGACUGCUCUUCCCGUUGUCGUUGAGAGAGAAAGAGAGAGAAAAAAAAAGACAUUUCCUUUCUCUCCUCCCUAUUCAAUUGUGUAUGUAGUUCUGUCGUAAACUUUUUUUUAAAAUAAACCUUUUAAUUAAUUUAAAAAAAAAAUUUUUUAUUCUAAAUUUUUUUUAUUUUCAUAAAAUUUAAUUAAAAAAAAAAAAUAAUAAUAGGUUUUAAUUUAUCAUUUUGUUUUCAUCACUGAACAAUCCCUCUCCCCCCCAUCUACUUUUAACUCCCCCAUUUCUCUUCGUGUUUAUUUCUUCGCAAUAACGCGCUCGCGUGUCUCUUCGUGCAAAAGACACGGACACUUUCCGGUUUAUCUGAAUACGGUGGUGAACACAAAAGCAACAGAGGUUUUUCAUAUGUGCAAAAGACAAACUCGUUUGUUGUCCUUCCCUUCGACACACUAAACAAUACACAAAUUCAGAUAUGAUGCUGAUGUCCGGAGCAUGGUUCGAGGUUGUUGUUGUUGCAUUUUUCACUGUCCUCGUGUUGGCCUCCAGCUACCGAUCAUCAUGGUGGUUUGUCAUCAAAACACUUUGCAAGGAAGUUCCAUCAAGUCCAACACAACCCAGAAGACGUAGAACAGCGAAAAAUGUUCCGGGACCAUAUUCCUUUCCAUUUUACGGGACAAUGUGGAUUUACUCCUGCUUUGGAUAUUACGAUAUGAAUAAAAUUCACGAUGCUUACAAAGAUCUGAAUCGACUCUAUGGGCCAUUGUGCAAGGAGGAGGGGCUCUGGAAUCAUCCAAUUAUCUCUGUCUUUUCUCGACAAGACAUCGAAACAAUCAUCAAACGCGGAUCAAAAUAUCCACUUCGACCCCCACAAGAGAUCAUCUCUCAUUAUCGAAAUUCACGACAAGAUCGUUAUACAAACCUUGGACUCGUCAAUGAGCAAGGAGAAACAUGGCACAAGUUGAGAUCUGCCCUGACACCGGAACUAAUGGGAGCCAAUACUGUUCUUGGAUUUUUUCCUGCCCUCAACAAUGUUACCAAUGAAUUCAUUGAUCUCAUCCGAAGUCGAAGAAGCGGAUCCAAAAUUCAUGGAUUUGAGGAUAUUGCAUACAGAAUGGGUCUUGAAAGUACAUGCACACUGAUAUUGGGACGUCAUCUGGGUUUCCUCAAACCAGGUCCAUGUUCAUUGACAUCGAGGUUGGCGGAAGCUGUGAGAUCACACUUCAUUGCCUCGAGGGAUGCCAAUUAUGGUUUGCCACUGUGGAAGUUGCUUCCAACUACUGCGUACAAACAACUAAUACAGAGCGAAGAGGCAAUAUACAACAUCAUUUCAGAAUUGGUCGAGGAAACAUCACGAGAACAAGGGCAAGAUGCUCACGACGAAUGCAUUGAGGCUGUUUAUAAAUCCAUCAUGCGAGAGAAAAACCUCGACAUCCGGGAUAAGAAAGCAGCCAUAAUUGAUUUUAUCGCCGCUGGAAUUCACACAUUAGGAAACACUUUGGUCUUCCUGUUUCACAUGAUUGGCAGCAAUCCCGAGGUUCAAAAGAAGCUUUUCGAAGAAGUUGCAGAUUUAGCUCCUCCAGGUUGUGACCUCUCUGUGGAUGAUCUUCGAACGGCAAAAUAUUUAAGAGCCUGCAUCACUGAAGCUUUCAGACUUCUACCAACGGCUCCUUGUCUCGCAAGAAUACUUGACGAACCUGCAGAACUUGGUGGAUAUAGCCUUCAAGCAGGAACAGUGGUGGUUUUACACACAUGGAUUGCGGGUUUAAAUGACAGCAACUUUAAAGAGGCGAAUAAGUGCAUUCCAGAAAGGUGGAUAAACCCACCAACUCCACAUUCGCCUCUUCUUGUCACACCUUUUGGAGCCGGACGUCGAAUUUGUCCAGGCAAACGAUUCGUUGAACAAGCCCUUCAACUUAUUCUUGCAAAGAUUGUACGAGAUUUCAAGAUCGUCGCAGAAGAUGAGUUGGGUCUGCAAUUUGAAUUUAUCCUGGCGCCAAAGGGUCCAGUGUCUCUUCAUUUUCGGGAUCGAAUCGACUUAACGUGAAAUUUCAACAUCAACAACAACAAUAAAAAAAAUAAUAAUAAUAAUGAUAAAAAAUCAUUGAAAACGAUGAGAAGCCGCAGAAGAAAUCGUCAAAAAAAAAAAAGUAAAAGGAAGUUUUUUUUAAAGAAAAAAAGGAAAAAUUCCUCAAGAGAUGAUGUUCUUGAAUGAAAGAAUAUUGAUUUGAAAUUAAAGAAAUUCUUUCAUGAAGAAUUUUUUUUAAAAAAAGAUUACAUUUGCGUGUAAGGAAAGAAUUUCUUUAAUAUUCUCUCCAAAAUAGAUAGAAUUUUAAAAACCUCUGUGAAAGUGAUUUUUCAUAGACAAAAAAAAAAAAUGGAUGAAGAAAAAAAGAAAUUAAAUUAAGAAUUUUUUUUAUUUAAUUUCUUUUUUUCUGUGUAAAAAGAAAAAGUUAUUUUUAAAAAAUAUUUUUAAAGAAAAAAAAAAUUAAAACAAAAUCUCAAUAGAAAAGAAAUUCUUAUAGAAAAGGUAUUCCUUUUUAAUAGACGAAAAAAAUAAGAAGGGGAGAAUCUUAUUCGGUAAAAUGAAAAUUCGUUAUAGAUGCGAAUUGAUUGUUGAUAAUAAUCGAUUAAAUUGCAUUGAAUUUAAGUAAUUAGAAAUUUAAUUAAAAUAAAUAUUUUUGAAUUUAAAUUUUUUUUAUAAAUUUUAUAAUGAAACGGCCUUUUUAUUAUAAAAUUAAUUAGAAAAACAUUUUUAACAGAAAGAAAUUUUUUUUCAUUUAAUACUUGUACCUUUUUAAAAAUUAUAUUUAUUAAAUUAAUUUCUAAUUCAUUGAAUAUUCUUCUAAAUAUUCUUAAUUUGUUUUAAAUUAUCAAAUAUAAUUGUAAUAAUUCAUUUAAUUCAAUUAAUCAAUUAAUUAAUUUUUAUUAAAUGAAUUAAGAUUAAAUUUUGAUUAAUUCGAUUCAAAUGAAUAAUAAAAGUGAAUUAAUUUAAUUGAAAUUCAAUAAAAUCGUUUUAAUUUAAUUAUAUUUAAAUCUAAAAUAAUGAGAAAUAAUUCAUUAGAAUUUUUCUAAUUAAAUUUCAUAUUACUACAAGUUCAAUUAAUUUGAUCGAUGAUUAUAGAAUUAUAUUUAAAUCGAUUUAAAGGCGCGUUGUAUUAUUAAUUUUUUUUUUUUUUUUUGAAAUCAUUCCGACAUAUUAAUAUUGAUAAAUGUAAUGUUUAUCAUAUUUAGACCUAUAUUUUUUUUUAUAAAAGUUAUUAUUCUUUAAUAUUAUUAUAUGCGCGACGUCGUGUGUUGUUUUAAUUCGUUGAAUGGUGAAAUUUGUUCGUCCGUCGAAAGGUAUUAAUUUGUUAUUCAUAUAUCUUGUUGCGUGUUAUUUAUAUUUCAUCUCGAAAUAGUGUGUAGAUACAGAUUUUGCUCAGUUCUUUAAUUUUUAAGCUGAAAAAUUAGAUAUAUAUAUAUAUAUAAUAUAAAGAAUGUGUUUUUCAUUUUUAAAAAAAACCGCAAAUAAAACAUUUAGAAAUUUUUCAUUUAUUAAUUUUAUUUUGAAAAACUUUUUAUUACAAAAAGAAAAAAUGAAAACCAUUUUUUUUGUGAAAAAUUGUUUUUUAAAAUUCAAAAAUACUUUGUGAUUUGAAAUAAAAUUUGCUUUCGACGAAAAAUUAUUUUUUUUCUUAAAAAACUUCUUAUCUAAAAUAGACAAGGUUUUGAUAAAUAUUUUUUUUUUAUUUGCGGUUUUUAUGGUGGAUGUUUAUAAUAACUGUUUUAUUCGGUUUUUAGAUGCGUGGGCACUGAAGUUAAAAAAAUAAUUUACCCGAAAAAAAUUACAUUACAUUUUCAAAAUUCCAAAAAGCGAAAUUUUUAAAUACUUUUCAUAAAUUUUUGAGAAAUUUAUGAAUUUUUGAAACCAAUUUUUCGAUACUGACAAGUUUUGAAUUAAACAAUUCGAAAUUUAAAAUACUCGAAUAAAUAAAUAAUAAAUUUAAUAAUGUAAAUAAUAAUAAUAAUUAAAAUAUAAUUUGCUUUGUAGUAACGAAAAAAAUUAAAUAGUUAAAAUUUAUUUUUUUUUAAUAAUAAAAACUUUUCCUAUAGAAAGAAACAAACGUCAAUAAUUAUUAUUCAAAUAGUGUUUUAAAGAAAUUAAAAAAAUUUUUAAAUUCUGUGAAAAAGAUUUUAUACUCUUUUUUUAAUUUUAAUAAAAAAAAGUCCGACUUCAGUGCCUAAUGGACAAGACUUUAUUUUUAGGUUUGUAAGUUAAAUUUUGUUGUAAAAUGACAAAUUCUAUAAAAAAAUGGCAAAUUAGAAUUUUCCAUUUUUUUGUUUUUUUUUUCUUCUAAAAAUUUGUCAUUUUCUCAAAAUUGCCUGGAAAAUUUGUGUUUAGGAAUAUAAUAUAUUAUCUAUCGAUUAUUGUCGUUUACGCUUCGAGUAUUUACUAAAAAAAAAAUAAGUAAAUUUUUUUUUCUAUAUUUGAAUAUAAUCACGGAAUUGCGAUUGUCAAAGAGGAGGGGAAAAAAAUAUAAUCGAAAUUCUUUCUUGAUUUUGUUCUUUGUUUUAGCCAUAAUGAUGGCGUGUGAUUGAAAACGAAAAAAUAAGAAACAAAAAAAAAUAGAAAUCGCAAUUCUUAGACGUACCUGAAUUUAAAGUGCCCUUAAUUUCGUAAGAUUGUGUAUAUUAUUUUGUAAAUUGUAAUGAAAUUGUAAAAAGUACCAAUUAAAUUCGCAAAAAUUUAAAAUAAA
This is a messenger RNA of Leptopilina boulardi, 4768 nucleotides long. It is a transcript of the gene shd, whose product is annotated as ecdysone 20-monooxygenase. Bases 505 to 2076 code for a protein of 523 amino acids. The transcript has 11 exons. Gene Ontology annotation, molecular function: heme binding; monooxygenase activity; oxidoreductase activity, acting on paired donors, with incorporation or reduction of molecular oxygen. The record is from RefSeq and is a predicted model, not a curated record. NCBI's taxonomy places the organism in Eukaryota, Metazoa, Arthropoda, Insecta, Hymenoptera, Figitidae.